Molecule: messenger RNA, 2795 nt
Organism: Diceros bicornis minor
Lineage: Eukaryota; Metazoa; Chordata; Mammalia; Perissodactyla; Rhinocerotidae
Gene: KCNE3
Product: potassium voltage-gated channel subfamily E regulatory subunit 3
Exons: 5
Coding region: 588-887 (99 amino acids)
Biological process (GO): membrane repolarization during action potential; negative regulation of delayed rectifier potassium channel activity; regulation of heart rate by cardiac conduction
Cellular component (GO): membrane
Molecular function (GO): delayed rectifier potassium channel activity; potassium channel regulator activity; transmembrane transporter binding
Source: RefSeq, a predicted model, not a curated record
GCUGCGCGCGGAGGGGUCGGCGGAGAGCAGAGGGGUGCAUCGCAGGGGCACCCGCGAGCAAGGGCCCGGGGUCCGACGAGCCGACGGCGCCCCUCGGAGUCUUGCUGAGAGGACUACAGAAUGGUACUACUAAAUGGAAAGAGACUACAGGGCUGAUCAGAGAGGAUGGGAAACAAGGAAGCCUUCUGAAGGAGGUCCCAUGUGAGGUGAGCAGGGCAGGGGUGAUUAUCCCAUCUCAGAGAUGAGUUCCAGAGGAAAUAAAUACAGUGCUCAAGGUCACACAGCCAAGCAUACCACCAAGAUCGGAACCAUGAAAGGCACACUUGAAAGGCAGAGCACAGGCUGGGCGACUGGGAGUUGGACUGUGUGUUCAGUGAGUGGGUGUGUGGCCACACCCUGCACUGGGCCUUCCCAGCUUCCGAAGUCAAUACUGAGACCCCGGAUGUAUCCAGAGGCAUCCUGAAGAGGCUGAGGGGCUGAGAAGCCUAAGGGCGCCCACAGAGAUUCCUGAAGCCGACUUAGCGCCAGCGAAUUGGCCUGCUGUCUGAGCAUUCUUCGAUUCUUCCCUUGCCUCAAUCCCUGUUGCUAUGGAGACCGCCAAUGGGACUCAGACCUGGUAUGAAAGCCUGCACACUGUGCUGAAGGCUCUAAAUGCCACUCUUCACAGCAACUUGCUCUGUCGGCCGGAGCCAGACAACCUGACGCAGCAGCGGCGGCCCAGCCUACCUGGCCGUGAUGACAACUCCUACAUGUACAUUCUCUUUGUCAUGUUCCUAUUUGCUGUUACUGUGGGCAGCCUCGUCCUGGGAUACACCCGCUCCCGCAAAGUGGACAAGCGCAGUGACCCCUAUCAUGUGUACAUCAAGAACCGUGUGUCUAUGAUCUGAGGCUAGGGGCCCCAGAUGGCCGAAGAUCGAGACACCUGAGGAUUGUCUCCUGGGGCCUCCAGAACUCAGCCAUGGACCACAUCAGGCCUCAAUGUUCCUGUCUGUAAGAUCAACAAGAAACAGUGCUAAGGGAGAUCAUCUUUGGGUUGGGAGGAGAGGGGCAGACCUGGGCCUUAUGGAUAAGGAUUUUUUUUGCAAAGGCUCCUGAGAGCCUCAUGAACAAAUAUACAGAAGUAGCAAAAGAUAAUAACCAAUGAUUGGUCCCAUGGCUGGAGUACUGGGGGCUGAGGACUAGGGGCGAAAGAAGGAGAAGAAGUUGUAGCAGAGGGAAAUGAAACAGGAAGAUGCACUGGGGACACAUUUUUUUGUGUGUUAUCUUCAACGACCAUGAAAAGCAGCGAUGAUUAUCGCGUAUCACAGAGGGAAAUCUGAGUAAUGUUACUUAUUUCUAUUUGUUCACAUUUUAUGUUUUUCAUCUCAUUUAACAUUUGUGGUUUUACCCCCCUACGAGGGAAGCAGGGCAAGUGCCAUUCUGCCCAUUUCCCAGAGUGGUGCCCUGACUGGAACCCAGGAACCAUGGUCUCCUUGCCUAGUGCUUCUCAAAACUCUGUGCCACACAGGAGUGGAUCCAGGCCUGAAACUUCUACAAUUCUGGGGGCCUCCUUAAGAGAAAGAGUUCAAAAAUAUCUUACUUUUGCAAAUAUUACAAAAACAUUACCAUGUUAACAUAUAGCUGGGGCCCCACCUAAGACCCUAAGAAGGAUCCUUGCAAGUGCAGGGCCCUGAAUGUUAAGCCUCUGUAGCUCCAUGGUUCGUGUUCCUCUCCAGACAUGUCACAGUGCUCUUCUCAGCCACAUCUCCAGUCAUGAGGACUUCACCACCUCUAACACAGCCUCUUCCGAUUUGAUUGAGUUCUGUGAGAAAUUUUCUGAUACCAAGUUGAAAUCUGCUUCUAGAAGAUUAUUGUCACACCUAGAAGAUUAUCAUAUUAAGAGAAGCAGAGUGUGAAAGGCAGGUACCUGGUUCAGUGGAAAGAGAACCAGCCUUGAUUCUACCACUAAUGUGGUACAUGAACUGGCUAGUCACAUCUCUCUCUGAUCCUUUUCCCUCCUCAGCACAAUGAAAUAGUUAGACUUGAAAGUCUCCAAGGGCUCUACCAGUUCUGACAUUCAGGGCUUCACAUACGUUAGGUUGAACCAUAUUAAAUCGCUGUGCUUAUAGGACAAAAGCAGCUGAAUAUCAGUAGUUUCAUAUGGUUCAAUCUAAUACACGCAAUGUGGCAGGUGAAUUCUUUACAAGCUACAAAUCCCAGGCUGGAACCUCCCCCUGUUUUGUUUGGUUUCUCUUUAAGGGAUCUCCAUGGGGUCUCCAGAAGGCCCUGAAACAUACGUAUCUGUGUAUAGCAAAAACUCUGAAAAAUAUUUUGAUAGCAAUUAUCUCUGAGGAGAAGGAUUAUGGGUAAUUUUCCCUUUCUACUUAAAAAAUUUAUGUAAUAUUUGAUUUAUUUGACCAUGAGUAUGUUACUUGUAUAAUAAGGAGGGGAAAGCUACUUCCACUUUGAAAAAAUAAAAAUGAAUGCCUCUGUCUUUCUUGAAUGGAGGAUCACAAGCACAUUUGCUCCCAUGUGCAGUUAGUUAUGUUGACUCCCUGCAAAUCCGUGCUGAGCCCCAUGUCUGCUCAAGCCUUUCCUCAUCUCUUCUUGAGGAAGAAAGUGGAGACCGGCUUAAGAAGAUGUGACAUAGGGAAAGGCAACAGAUUCGGAAGUCGACAGCUGGAUGGGACAUUAGAGACCACCCAGCCCAAACUACCAAAUAAAAUAUGAAAUGCAAUCAAGUGUAAUUUGAAUGGUCAGGUGAUGGAUGUGAUAAGGGUUUGGGAAAUGAGAUUGAGUAGAUCUAGAGGAGUCAG